This is a messenger RNA of Condylostylus longicornis, 1508 nucleotides long. RefSeq names its product mitochondrial carrier homolog 2 (gene Mtch). NCBI's taxonomy places the organism in Eukaryota, Metazoa, Arthropoda, Insecta, Diptera, Dolichopodidae. The transcript has 7 exons. The record is from RefSeq and is a predicted model, not a curated record. Bases 129 to 1085 code for a protein of 318 amino acids.
UACAAAAAUUUUCCGGUUAGUUAUAGUUCGAGUCUCCUCAAAAAAGAAAAAUUUUAAAUAUAAAAUUUAUAGAACUUAUUAUAUUUGUAUAUCUAAACAUUGCGGAUUCAUUUUCUCAUUUAUGAAACAUGGAGGGUAUUAACGAACAAGAAAUUCAAGCCAAUCAAUGGGUAAAAUUUGGUUUAAGAUUGGCAGUAAGUGCAGCUCUGCAUCCUUUCGAAUAUUCCAAAGUUUUAAUACAGUUGGGAUAUGAACCAAUUGCCCCUAGACCAGGAAAAUCUAUAUUUGGAAAGGAUAUAUAUGUUUUACCAAACAUAUUUCGCUAUACGAGUUAUAUUAAACGGGUUGAUGGAUUUAGUGGUUGUUAUCGUGGUCUAACGCCCAAGUUAGUUGGUACAGUAGUUGGGUCCAUUUGUAGUGAAAGGAUAGCUGACAAAUUAGGAGUAACUGAUGACAAACUCAGACAGGAAAGUGAAGAAUUAUCUGAUGAAGAACAAUUUGAUAAAUUUUUGCAAACACUUAAAAGAGAUGUAGUUGUUCAUGCUUCAGGAAUAAUUGUUACACAUCCUUUUCACGUUAUUUCAUUAAGAAUGAUGGCAACUUUCAUUGGCAGAGAAACAACAUAUAGGAGUUUAAUAGGCUCUAUUGUAGAAGUUUAUAAAAAUGAUGGUAUAUUUGGAUUUUUCAAUGGAAUUAUUCCAAAAUUGUUAUGUGACUUAGCAUGUCUCGUUUUAACUAGUACAACUGUUUAUUUAUUUAACAAGCAUUUUAUACAAGAUCAAGAUGGAAGGCAAUAUUUUGCUAGUUUUACUCAAUUUGUCUAUGCCAGUCUACUUUAUCCUCUCAAUGUUGUGUCAACUUGUACUGCAGUAUCAGGAUCUGGACUUGCUGCUGGACGACCACCAAUAAUGCCAGAAUAUAUAAGUUGGAAAGACUGUUAUAAUGAUCUAAAAACGCGCGGAGAACUAAAACGUGGAAAUUCCUUAUUCUGGAGAUCGUUACCUCGUCACUCGCCAAAUGCGAUGAAAAUUUCAGUCAUGAAAGAUUCCUCCGUACCACUACCCUCAAUUACCAAAUAUGCUUAAAAUAAUAUUCAACUUGAUGGGAUGACAUUAUUUCGUUUUUAUACCACCUUAGCAAUAAAAAUGCAAACGAGAAAAUGGUUUAUUUUUACAGUGGAUUCCAAAAGUUGACUUGUGUUAGGUAGCAUUUAUAAAUUUUCAUUGUUCAAUUUUUAUUUAGUUUGUAUACUAAUAGUAUUUUCAAAAAAAAAAAAAAAACGAAAAAAUUUUGCAUUAUUUGUUCAAAAUUAUUUUGUGAAAUAAGUAUGAUCAAAUAAAUUAUGGAUGGAAUUGAUCAAAAUUUAAAUAGAUUGUUUGUAUUUGAAAUUUAAAACACCUAUCAUUUGGAAAUUAGAAUUUUCUGCACUAAAAUUUUAACUGAUUUUUUAAUUUUAGAAGCAAAUAUAUUUUUACAAAUAAUGCAUUAAAUUCUAAACAGAAUUUUUU